GAUGGACAUUGAUGCUGUGCCAGUUAGGAAGGCUUGUACUGAAAUGCUGAAACGUGUGACUCGCCAACAACGAUACAGGCUCAAGAAAGAGUAUUUUGACCCUCGCCCACUCCAUUUGGUGACGAGAACGUCUCCUGUCCCCUCGAUGACUGAUGAGCAGUGGAAUGAGCUAGUGGAAAGCUGGAAGGAUCCCAAAAAGAUGGGGAUAUGUGAAACUAACAAAAAUAAUCGAGCUCAAGUUAAGUUUCACCAAACCACUGGCUCGCGCAGCUACCCUGUGCACUGUGAUAAUCUGGGAGACAAAUACAAAGAUAAAGAACCCACUGCAUUGGAUUUGUUCAAGGAGUGCCACUACAGCAAGAAAAAGAAAAGCUACAUCGCUGUUGUCCAAGCUGCAAUUACCGAGAUGGAAAACAAGGCCUCUCAGCCUACAGAAGAUGGACAGGAAUCGAACUCCGCGACCGAGGCUGUAGCUGAAGUGCUUGCUAAGCACACCAAGAAGCCAAGGUUUCUUCAGCAUGUGGGGAUCCAGUAUGUCCAUGCGUGAUCUAGCGAUAGCAACUGUCAAGCAGAAUUGGCAAAGAGGGGCAAUGUCGAGCUUUGGGCACUUGUUGACACCUUGACCAAGCAGUUGAAGGAGUCCGAAGAAGCAAGGACCACGCAAGACGAGGAGCACAGGAAGAGAGAUGAGGAGAACAGGAAGAAGCAAGCUGAGAUGGAUGCAAAACUGGACUUUUUGCUAAGUCAGUUGCAAGCAAGAUCAGCUCAAGGGUAAGUUGUUUGUCCAAGAUCAGCCGUCAUCUCUACUUGAUGCAUGGAAGCUAUCUGAAUGUGAUAUACUGCUAGAACCUACCUUCUUAUUUUGUAAUGAUUUUGUUGUGCAAACUGCACACUGUUGGAUGCAAACUGGUUGCAUUUUGCUGCUCCAUUGUUGGUGGAUUUGGAGAUGUAAGCUCAAUGUUACUAUGCUUUGUGAUGUUGUUCUUCUUUUAUGUAUUUGUGAUGGAUCUGGAGAUGUAAGCUCUUAGGCUUGGAAACCCAUUUUGUGUAGAAACAAAGAAGGGCUGGGUUGGGUAGAGUAAACACUAAUGGGGCGAAUAAAGUGGGCCUCGAAACACACUUUCUGGCUAAAAAAAACACAAGUGCCGCAUAAUU
Aegilops tauschii subsp. strangulata is the source of this 1155-nucleotide messenger RNA. RefSeq lists its product as uncharacterized. Lineage: Eukaryota; Viridiplantae; Streptophyta; Magnoliopsida; Poales; Poaceae. The record is from RefSeq and is a predicted model, not a curated record.